Molecule: messenger RNA, 2366 nt
Organism: Stomoxys calcitrans (stable fly)
Lineage: Eukaryota; Metazoa; Arthropoda; Insecta; Diptera; Muscidae
Product: FH2 domain-containing protein 1
Exons: 8
Coding region: 6-2255 (749 amino acids)
Biological process (GO): cellular component organization
Molecular function (GO): actin binding
Source: RefSeq, a predicted model, not a curated record
AAACAAUGGGAGCAAGCAAAGAAGCUAUUGUGACACAACCCAAUAUGGAUAUUUUAAUGGACUCAAACACUGAACCCAAUCGCCCCCAAAAAGACGAAAAUGGAGAUUUGCAUAUGGAAAAUCCUACCGAAGUUUUCAACAGACUAAUAACAAAGGUAAAAAAUAGUCCCCAUGAAAUGGCCUUAUUGAAGAUACUGCAGCAUUUAUUGCAUUAUGAUUCUAAUAAUUCGGAAACGGGCAAAAUGUGGAGUGAAAUAGAUGAUAUUCUACAAAAGUCUGUGCAGCCAAAAUCCCAAGGGAUCUUAGGCCAGAAACUAAAGGAACCAUCACAAAAUGAGCGUGUGAAAGCUAAGCGAACAGACUUGAAUAAAACAUCCACAAAUACACUACCACCUCCACCGCCACCACCUCUUUUGGGCAAUUCGCCAGGAAGUAAUCGCUAUAAGGGGGGAACAGAUAAAAUAGCAGGUAUUUUGCCACAACAAGAUCUUCCGAUUCCAAAGAAGAGAAUGCGAACCAUGUAUUGGGAAUCCAUACCACCGCACGAAAUUCUUGGCAAUAAAAAUAUUUGGACCAAUUUAGCCAAUAGUAACAGAAAGACUUUUCGAAAUGUAAUCGACUGGCAAGAGACCGAAACAUUGUUUUGUCUCCCAACAACAAGCACCCUUGAGCCAACGAUGAGGCGAGCGGCUAAGAUCAAAUUGCUAAAUGCUCAACGUUCUUUUAACGUUGAUAUAUUCCUGGAACAGUUCAAAGGGUUUAAAUCCGAUGAUGCAAUCGUUGAGCUUGUGUUAUUGGCAAAAAAUGAACUAAUGGGCGCAGAAAAAAUUAGACGUCUGGUAAAAUUGCUACCAAACACCGAAGAAGUUGCGACACUGAAAAACUACGACGGUAAUCGGAAACAUUUGGCUCGUGCAGAGAAAUUUUUGCUUCAACUGAUUGAAAUUCCCCACUAUCAACUCCGGCUAGAAUGCAUGUCGCUGAAGGAAGACUUUAAUGAACAUUUGGAACAAUUAAAUGAGUCAAUAAAGCUCAUUCUGCAAGCUGGUAGUGAACUAUUAAAUAAUAAAAACCUACACGAGAUCUUGUUCAUAAUUGUUCUUGUGGGGAACUAUCUGAAUUCAGGCAAAUUUUCCGGAAACGCAAUAGGCAUUCGAAUUUCAUCGUUAGGCAAACUCACACAAACCCGAUCUAAUCUAAACAACUUGCACAUCUUACAUUUCAUAGUGAGUCAAAUAAAAGUGCAAGCCCCAUAUUUGAUUAAUAUCCCCAAUGGUCUAAAAGCUGUGCACAAGGCUGCCAAACUUAAUAUCGAACAAGUGAUGAUCGAUGCAAAAAACAUGUGUAUUCGCGUGCGUAAUGUGAAAACUCAAAUCGAAUUGCUCCCCUUGGACUCAGACAUAAGGCAGAAGAUGGGAAAAUUUCUAACAAAUGCCAAAGAUGAAAAUGAAAAUUUAAAAGCUUUUCUAAACGAAGUGGAAACUAUGCGUUGCCGUUUAUCUGAAUUCUUCUGUGAAAAUCCCACCAAGUUUAAACUAAGAGACUGUUUUGAGGCAUUCGCAACCUUUGCUGAGGAUUUUAAACGAUCUAUCGAUGAACUUUCCGAAUUAGAAACGAAGGUAUUGAGGAUUCAGAGACAAGCAGAUGAAGACAAAAAAACUAGAAAUCUUAUGACUAACGUUUCGACUUCCAUUUCUGAUGUAAAAGGAGAUACUUCACGAUUGUUGGAGGAGACUCCACGUAACGCAAAAGCAGAUCUGUUAAAACGUGUGUUUUCCGAGAAGCGAAAAUCAGAGAUGGAACAACCAUUGGCAACAAAUAUAGCGAAAAAAAUAAAAAAUUUUGGAAGAAAAAAUAAUAGUCAACCAACAGGAGUUGAAAAUCAGAGAUCCUUAACAAAUACAACUAUGCCAAAAAUUGAAAAAAUUGGAGUUCGCUUGGUUGACAUAAAUGAAGUAAGUCUUCAGAAUGCCAUAACGAAAUUAAAACCCACCCGCAAAAGUCUGUGGGAUGUUCCACGCGAAAAGCUUUUAAAAAACAAUUUAAAUAACAGAAUAAACUCAACGAAUACAGAUCCUUCAAGAACGAUAGAGAAAAACGGAAAUACGACAUCACGAUUACCUUCAUCCUCUCAUGAUGACAUUACAGAUGACGAUGCAAAAUCUGAAAGGGGACCUAAAGCAGCAUCAAAACAGUUUUUCUCUUCGGUUAUGAGAAAACUGAGUUUUUUUCCAAAGAAAAAGUCUCGCAAAUAAUUUCGCCAAGUUUUGUAAUACUAGUCAUUGUUUAAACUUUAUAACAUAUCCAUUAAAUUAAAAUAUACGAAAUAAAUAUAUUGUACAAACGAACCGUUGAUGCUACGAUAA